This is a messenger RNA of Bathycoccus prasinos, 1299 nucleotides long. RefSeq lists its product with no specific name. Lineage: Eukaryota; Viridiplantae; Chlorophyta; Mamiellophyceae; Mamiellales; Bathycoccaceae. The record is from RefSeq and is a predicted model, not a curated record. Bases 1 to 1299 code for a protein of 432 amino acids. The transcript has a single exon.
AUGGGAAGGAAAAGCAGCAACGGCGUCGCACGCAAGAAGUCUCAGCAGUCUCAGCAACAACAACAACAGAAAGCGUUCCCGAAAGGAGGACAAAACGGACCAAACAGCAGCAGAAAGAAGGAUUCAAGAAGAGGAGGGGGAAAAGAAGAAGAAGACAAAGAAGACAAAGACGAGAAGACGAGAAGAAACGAAGACGAGAACGAUGACGAUGAUAGCAUUACAAUUCACAACAACAUGAACACUUCAGUCGCAGUCGUCGACGUAUCCUUCGAUGCGUUCAUUAUCGACGCAUCCAAUAGAAUCGCCUCGCAGUUUGAUUCCAAACAAGUGGCUUUGCAAAGAGACUACGAGAUACAGUUACAAAGCGAACGCGAGGAAAAGAUAAUGUUAAACGAACAAAUGGAAGAUUUAAUGGCAGCAUUGGGAGAGAUGACGUUUGUAUCCGCGAAACAAAGAUGGAAAUUCGCGACCAAGUUAAUCUUGAGCAAAUUGAAAGAACAGAAAGCGACGAAAAAUGCCGAAAGGCUAAGAAAGAGAGCGCUGAGUUUAGAGGAACAACUGAGACGCGUCGAGCGGCACAUCUCAAACGCCGCCGAAGAUUUCGAUAACUUGAACAGAACUUUAGAGAAGGAAAGAGGAGAAAUGCAAAGAGCGAAAGAGUCCGAAAAGUUUGCGUUGGAAGAGUUGAGGAGGAAAAAGUUACUCUUGAAACAAAAAGAUGAAGAGGACAAGACGUUGUAUAACUUGUCGCCCUCGAAGAUGCGAGUGGCGUUGAGAGAGCAAGUGCGAAAAGAAAUAUUAGAAGAGAUGCGAAGAGACGUCGGUGCCCGAGUCGAACGAAUAACGAGCUCGGCGUACAGCGGAUCGACGUCGCCGUUAUCUCCGGAUGAAUACGCGUCUACUUUCGAUCGAUUGUUAUUAUUCGAAAAUAAAGUAGGAGAGAAGAAGGGCGAAGAAGACGAGGCGGAGAAACAACAACAACAACAAGGAAAUAAUAAUAAUAGCGAUACUACUAAAAACAAAAACAGGGAAUCGAGCAGCAGACGACAGGCUGCGUCGGAAGCCGCGCGUACGAUUGCAAAGUGCGUCGACGAGUUGUUAUCGUCCACAUCGUCCAGACUGCACAAAAGAAACCAACACGAGCACCGGCACAAAGACGGCGCGACCGAGGACUCGAAAAGGCAAGUCGCCGCGAAGAAUAUUAAAAUGAAGCUCGCUGAAAAUAGAAACACUCUCAACGACCCGACGGACGUGUUGAGACUGAUGGCGUUGAGCGCGCUCGAAAAGAGUAGCAAAUGA